CGGGACGCCUGUGUGUGUGUUACAUGACGGUCAAAAUGUCUUUAUCACCUCACAGACAUGAUUGGAAGACAAAUGAAAUAUGAACAUGAAAAAGAAAGUCGUGAAGGGGUAACUAAGAGUGAACAAUAACUGAGUGAAAAUGGUUGUGAAAAUCCUAGAUGAGGAUCAUUUUGCUAUUGCUGCAAUUGUUACAGUUUCGAUGCAAAUCAUUUUCUUCACAAUAGCUGCCACAUUUCAGAAAGAUCAAGUAACUGAUUUUGCUGGAGGCAUUAAUUUUAUUAUACUAGCAUUGCUCACAUUUUUCCUAGGACAAGAUCCUGAUAAGAAAAACUAUGACAGUCGACAGCUGAUGGUGACCCUUUGCGUGUGCCUAUGGGGGGUUAGAUUAUCCGGAUAUUUAUUCUAUCGGAUUAUGAAAAUUGGAAGGGAUAAAAAAUUCGAGGAUCGAAAGAGUAACAAUAUCAGAUUCGCCAUUUUCUGGACCUUCCAAGCGAUAUGGGUCUAUGUUGUGAGUUUACCUGUAAUCAUAAUAAACUCACCUAGGCAUUCUUUUCCCAAAGCUCCUAAGACUAUGACUUCUUUAGAUUCCGCAGGAACCUGUAUGUUCGUUGUUGGCUUGCUGGCUGAGACCUAUGCUGAUUUACAAAAAUUCUCCUUCAGAGCUGAUCCAGUUAACCAGGGCAAGUGGUGCAACGACGGUUUAUGGAGGUUGUCCAGACAUCCGAACUAUUUCGGCGAAAUUCUGUUGUGGUGGGGUAUAUUCGUGAUAUCUUUGAACGUUAUAGAGGGUGCUGAAUGGGUGGCGAUAGCAUCACCCAUCUUCACAUCGCUGAUAAUAUUGUUCCUUUCUGGAAUACCGCCACUUGAGAAAUCUUCCGACGAGAAAUACAGAGACAUAUCCGAAUAUCGAUAUUAUAAGUCUUCCACAUCACCUUUAAUACCAAUACCACCAAGCAUCUAUGAGGAGGUGCCACAAUUUUUGAAAUUCCUACUCUGUUGCGAAUAUCCUCUGUACGAUUCCAUGGAUGAGAAACCAAACCACCACCACAACAUGAAAGACUCCGUUAGUAUAUCCAUAGACCAGUCCUAGCUACUGCUUAACUAUGGCGAAAUGGAAAACAACAAAGUUCAGAUCACGUCUUUAUGAAAGAAGAACAGUUAGUACUUGAGACGGCGCAAUACUUGAAAUUAUAGUAGAAAUUCGACCACAAAGAAACUAGCAUAUCGAAAAUUAUAAUAUUUAGAGAUAUAAUACAUUAUCAAGAAGUUAUCUAGACCAAAGAGAAGAAAAAUAACGUUGCGAAAUUCGUUUUUUUUUUUGGUUUUCAUUCAGAUAGGGAGACAGCAAAAACAAAACAGUAUUGCUGUCUUGAGUUUCAGUUUAAGUCCUUAAUGAUAUUGUGAAAAUUCAGCACCAUUGCAAUAAUAUACAGGGUGAGUCUUUCACACGUACAAAUAUUUAAACAGUUCAAUCUUGAGGUCAAAAGAAAAUUUUUGUUUCCUUUACCAUUUUUUCUGAUUCGGUCCUGAUUAAAAGAUAUAGCCAUUUUAAGUUUUCAUAAUGAGCUGUGCCAACCCUGGUGGAGCCCUACAUGGACUGGGGCUAUUUUAUAUGGCAGUUUUGACCCUGCCAGCAUUGAAUACAUUUCGAACGUUAUUUUUCAUGGUUGAAAAUAAUUAUUAAAAAUCUAUUCAUAAAAUUCAAAGAUUUAAUUUCAAUUCCAGAAUAGAGUAUUUAGAUCGAAGAAAAGCUUCCUUAUAUGAAGAAGUAAUUACUCGUACUGUCAAAUAAAUAACGAGGCAGAAUAUUAGUAUAAUACAUAUACUAAGUACAUGUAUAUUUAUGAAGUUUCUAGAAAUAUAUCAAAUUGUUACUAAAAUCUCGAUACUAACUCAUUAACAAAUUAAUUUAAUGAAGUGAGAAUGAUAAUGUAUCCACUGAAUCUUUGAUACUAACGAAUAAAAAAAAAACUUGUGCCAAUUUUUAAAUCAUUCCGUUGUAUUCAUACUGAACAUAAUCAUAUCAAGGUUGGCUUUCGUUAAAGCAAGCUCAUUAUUAUAUGUUUAACGCGCUUUUUUGAAAGUAUACAAGAGCCUUUCUACAAUAUAGUUAUUGAGAUUCAUAUAAGGCAAUUAUGCCAGAUGAGUUGAAAUAUUCAUUAAAAAUAUAAGAACAAUUUUCAAUAUUGAGAUAUUUUUCAUUGAGUAAAAUGAAAUAGGGUUGAAUCGAUUCAAAAAUAACGAGACGAAAUCGUCAAUUCCUAAUACUAAGACGGUAGUACUAUACAUAUUACAGUGAUUUAUUUUUAUAGAUAUUUGUUCUGAUUGAUAUGUUGAAACUGAAAAUAAAGUUAUGUUCAAAUAAA
This is a messenger RNA of Coccinella septempunctata (seven-spotted ladybird), 2366 nucleotides long. RefSeq lists its product as uncharacterized. Gene Ontology annotation, molecular function: oxidoreductase activity, acting on the CH-CH group of donors. The transcript is spliced from 6 exons. Gene Ontology annotation, cellular component: membrane. NCBI's taxonomy places the organism in Eukaryota, Metazoa, Arthropoda, Insecta, Coleoptera, Coccinellidae. The record is from RefSeq and is a predicted model, not a curated record. Bases 140 to 1090 code for a protein of 316 amino acids. Gene Ontology annotation, biological process: lipid metabolic process.